This is a messenger RNA of Alosa sapidissima (American shad), 5942 nucleotides long. RefSeq lists its product as uncharacterized. The transcript has 24 exons. The record is from RefSeq and is a predicted model, not a curated record. Lineage: Eukaryota; Metazoa; Chordata; Actinopteri; Clupeiformes; Clupeidae. Gene Ontology annotation, biological process: protein ubiquitination. Bases 65 to 5581 code for a protein of 1838 amino acids. Gene Ontology annotation, molecular function: ubiquitin-protein transferase activity; metal ion binding. Gene Ontology annotation, cellular component: membrane.
UAACUUUAAUAAGGAGAAAAGACACACAGUUGGUUCAUGCCCAGCAUAACGAGGAGGUAGAAGAAUGAGUACUCACCCUUUUCAACACCUAGCGCAUAUCCUUUGUAUUUCAUCUCUGACAGUGAUAAUCUAUUUGUCUGGCUCUCUUCAAGCUGGAAAUACUCCUGUCAGGCUGGUUGACGGGAACACAAGGUGUUCAGGUAGAGUGGAGGUCUACUACAACAGCCAGUGGGGCACUGUGUGUGAUGAUAACUGGGGCAUGAGUGAUGCACAGGUGGUGUGUAGACAGCUGGGAUGUGGAAGUGCUGUCUCUGCUCCUGUGGAAUCCCACUUUGGCAGGGGGAGUGGGAACAUCUGGAUGGAUGAGGUCCGCUGCUCCGGUUCUGAAGGAUCCCUUACAGAGUGCUCUCAUAGUGGCUUUGGAACACAUAACUGUAACCAUGGAGAAGAUGCUGGUGUGGUGUGCUCAGGAAAUGCUCCUGUUAGGCUGGUUGAUGGGAACACAAGGUGUUCAGGUAGAGUGGAGGUCUACUACAACAACCAGUGGGGCACUGUGUGUGAUGAUAACUGGGGCAUGAGUGAUGCACAGGUGGUGUGUAGACAGCUGGGAUGUGGAAGUGCUGUCUCUGCUCCUGUGGAAUCCCACUUUGGCAGGGGGAGUGGGAACAUCUGGAUGGAUGAGGUCCGCUGCUCCGGUUCUGAAGGAUCCCUUACAGAAUGCUCUCAUAGUGGCUUAGGAACACAUGACUGUAACCAUGGAGAAGAUGCUGGUGUGGUGUGCUCAGAUAACCGCACAUUGUCUGGUCCAGAGUUAACAGCCAUGAUGAAGAUCGGCACCAGGGUCAUGAGGGGUCAGGACUGGAGGUGGGAAAACCAGGAUGGAAACCCUCCGGGUCUGGGCAGUGUGAUUGGUGAACUGAGUGAGAGUGGCUGGAUUCGUGUGAGGUGGGAUGCUGGUGGUGAAAACUCCUACCGCAUGGGCAGUACAGGCAAAUACGACCUCAAGCUGCCCCUGUUACUGCCCUCCCCACUGCCCCCUACACAGCCAGGCCACAAAGCCUUGUCUGGCCCAGAGAUGGCCGCCAUGAUGAAGAUUGGCACCAGAAUCAUGAGGGGUCAGGACUGGAAGUGGCAAAACCAGGAUGGAAUCCCUCCCGGUCUGGGCCGUGUGAUUGGUCAGCUGAGUGAGAGCGGUUGGAUCCGGGUGAGGUGGGACAACGGCCAUGUAAACUCCUACCGCAUGGGCAGCGGAGACAAAUACGACCUCAAGCUGGCCGAGCCACUGCCCUCUACACUGCCCCCUACACAGCCAGCCACAGACCCAUCAGUUAACCAGAGUGAUCCUUGUCACAACUACACUGUGCUGAAUGAUACCUGGAGGGUCACCACCAACCUGGACCAAUCAGUGCGCAGGUGUGACCGGGACGUCCAGUGGCAGGGCUGGUACCUGAUGGUCUACCAGGAAGUGAGUGUUCGGAUGCCUAACAUGUGUGUGCCCAAGGAGCGCUGUGGUACGCAUGCACCCCUCUGGCUGAAGGGUUCUCACCCCCAACCAGAGGAUGGCAUUGUGACCAGGGAGGUGUGUGGACACUGGAAUAGCGACUGCUGCAACUUCAAAUCACCCUCCAUACAGGUUAAAUCUUGUCCUGGAAACUUUACUGUUUACAAAUUUGAGAGACCUCUGACAUGUCAGUUGGCAUAUUGUGCAGAUGUGAGCAAUAAAGGAGUCCUUCCAACUAAAACUCCUGCUCCAACAACUCCAGUUCCACUGCCAAAACCAGUUCUCACCCUUCAAACGGAAAGCAAUUCACCAUGGGGCCAGCCUGUCCAGAUGAACUGCUCCAUCUCCACUCAGUACCUGGGUGGGACAUUCACCCUGCAGCAGCUCUCUGGGUCCUACAGAGAGACAAAGGCAGCCACGGGAACAUCUGCUGUUUUCACCAUCCGUCAGGUGGACUUUGCCCAUGGAGGAUCCUACUACUGCCAGUAUCAAACACGAGUGUCUGGUCGUGAUUUCACCUCAUCUCACAGCGAUUCUGUCAGCUUCUCUGUAGACGUUAAAAUCCCAAAACCAGUUCUUACCCUUCAAACAAAAAUAAAUUCAUCUUGGGGUCAGCCUGUCCAGAUGAACUGCUCCAUCUCCACUCAGUACCUGGGUGGGACAUUCACCCUACAGCAGCUCUCUGGGUCCUACAGAGAGACAAAGGCAGCCUCAGGAACCUCUGCUGUUUUCACCAUCCGUCAGGUGGACUUUGCCCAUGGAGGAUCCUACUACUGCCAGUAUCAAACACGAGUGUCUGGUCGUGAUUUCACCUCAUCUCACAGCGAUUCUGUCAGUUUCUCUGUAGACGUUACACUACCAAAACCAGUUCUCACCCUUCAAACGCAAAGCAAUUCACCAUGGGGCCAGCCUGUCCAGAUCAGCUGCUCCAUCUCCACUCAGUACCUGGGUGGGACAUUCACCCUGCAGCAGCUCUCUGGGUCCUACAGAGAGACAAAGGCAGCCACGGGAACAUCUGCUGUUUUCACCAUCCGUCAGGUGGACUUUGCCCAUGGAGGAUCCUACUACUGCCAGUAUCAAACACGAGUGUCUGGUCGUGAUUUCACCUCAUCUCACAGCGAUUCUGUCAGCUUCUCUGUAGACGUUACAAUCCCAAAACCAGUUCUUACCCUUCAAACAAAAAUAAAUUCAUCUUGGGGUCAGCCUGUCCAGAUGAACUGCUCCAUCUCCACUCAGUACCUGGGUGGGACAUUCACCCUACAGCAGCUCUCUGGGUCCUACAGAGAGACAAAGGCAGCCUCAGGAACCUCUGCUGUUUUCACCAUCCGUCAGGUGGACUUUGCCCAUGGAGGAUCCUACUACUGCCAGUAUCAAACACGAGUGUCUGGUCGUGAUUUCACCUCAUCUCACAGCGAUUCUGUCAGUUUCUCUGUAGACGUUACACUACCAAAACCAGUUCUCACCCUUCAAACGCAAAGCAAUUCAUCUUGGGGCCAGCCUGUCCAGAUCAGCUGCUCCAUCUCCACUCAGUACCUGGGUGGGACAUUCACCCUUCAGCAGCUCUCUGGGUCCUACAGAGAGACAAAGGCAGCCACGGGAACAUCUGCUGUUUUCACCAUCCGUCAGGUGGACUUUGCCCAUGGAGGAUCCUACUACUGCCAGUAUCAAACACGAGUGUCUGGUCGUGAUUUCACCUCAUCUCACAGCGAUUCUGUCAGUUUCUCUGUAGACGUUACACUACCAAAACCAGUUCUCACCCUUCAAACGCAAAGCAAUUCAUCUUGGGGCCAGCCUGUCCAGAUCAGCUGCUCCAUCUCCACUCAGUACCUGGGUGGGACAUUCACCCUUCAGCAGCUCUCUGGGUCCUACAGAGAGACAAAGGCAGCCACGGGAACAUCUGCUGUUUUCACCAUCCGUCAGGUGGACUUUGCCCAUGGAGGAUCCUACUACUGCCAGUAUCAAACACGAGUGUCUGGUCGUGAUUUCACCUCAUCUCACAGCGAUUCUGUCAGUUUCUCUGUAGACGUUACACUACCAAAACCAGUUCUCACCCUUCAAACGCAAAGCAAUUCACCAUGGGGCCAGCCUGUCCAGAUCAGCUGCUCCAUCUCCACUCAGUACCUGGGUGGGACAUUCACCCUGCAGCAGCUCUCUGGGUCCUACAGAGAGACAAAGGCAGCCACGGGAACAUCUGCUGUUUUCACCAUCCGUCAGGUGGACUUUGCCCAUGGAGGAUCCUACUACUGCCAGUAUCAAACACGAGUGUCUGGUCGUGAUUUCACCUCAUCUCACAGCGAUUCUGUCAGCUUCUCUGUAGACGUUACAAUCCCAAAACCAGUUCUUACCCUUCAAACAAAAAUAAAUUCAUCUUGGGGUCAGCCUGUCCAGAUGAACUGCUCCAUCUCCACUCAGUACCUGGGUGGGACAUUCACCCUACAGCAGCUCUCUGGGUCCUACAGAGAGACAAAGGCAGCCUCAGGAACCUCUGCUGUUUUCACCAUCCGUCAGGUGGACUUUGCCCAUGGAGGAUCCUACUACUGCCAGUAUCAAACACGAGUGUCUGGUCGUGAUUUCACCUCAUCUCACAGCGAUUCUGUCAGUUUCUCUGUAGACGUUACACUACCAAAACCAGUUCUCACCCUUCAAACGCAAAGCAAUUCAUCUUGGGGCCAGCCUGUCCAGAUCAGCUGCUCCAUCUCCACUCAGUACCUGGGUGGGACAUUCACCCUUCAGCAGCUCUCUGGGUCCUACAGAGAGACAAAGGCAGCCACGGGAACAUCUGCUGUUUUCACCAUCCGUCAGGUGGACUUUGCCCAUGGAGGAUCCUACUACUGCCAGUAUCAAACACGAGUGUCUGGUCGUGAUUUCACCUCAUCUCACAGCGAUUCUGUCAGUUUCUCUGUAGACGUUACACUACCAAAACCAGUUCUCACCCUUCAAACGCAAAGCAAUUCACCAUGGGGCCAGCCUGUCCAGAUCAGCUGCUCCAUCUCCACUCAGUACCUGGGUGGGACAUUCACCCUGCAGCAGCUCUCUGGGUCCUACAGAGAGACAAAGGCAGCCACGGGAACAUCUGCUGUUUUCACCAUCCGUCAGGUGGACUUUGCCCAUGGAGGAUCCUACUACUGCCAGUAUCAAACACGAGUGUCUGGUCGUGAUUUCAUCUCUUCUCGCAGUGAUUCUGUCAGCUUCUCUGUAGAUGUUACAAUCCCAAAACCAGUUCUCACCCUUCAAACAGAAAAAAAUUCACCAUGGGGCCAGCCUGUCCAGAUCAGCUGCUCCAUCUCCACUCAGUACCUGGGUGGGACAUUCACCCUUCAGCAGCUCUCUGGGUCCUACAGAGACACAAAGGCAGCCUCAGGAACCUCUGCUGUUUUCACCAUCCAUCAGGUGGACUUUGCCCAUGGAGGAUCCUACUACUGCCAGUAUCAAACACGAGUGUCUGGUCGUGAUUUCACCUCUUCUCGCAGUGAUCCUGUCAGCUUCUCUGUAGACGUGUCCCUGUCACAGCCCAACAUCUCUGUCAGUGCCCCAGAGGGAGAGCUGGUCUUGGGACCCCAUGGCCCAGAGGUCCGCUGGGGCCAAAGCUUCUCCAUCGUCUGCUCCACCAAGCCACAGUACCAAGGAGGCUCUUUCCACCUCAUCUCGGACAGGUCAGCUGAGAUCUGGACUGAGCUGGCGGUCAAUCACUCUGCCUCUUUCGACUUUCCUGAAGCAGAGUUUUUCCAUGAAGGGAACUACAGCUGCUUCUAUGAAGUCACCUUGUCCACACGUCUGUUCACCUCAGGAAAAACAGAUGUGCUUUGUGUGAUCGUAAGAGCUCUGACAUGGAUGGAGUGGUCUCGACAUACGGCAUCUGCACAUCCCUCUGUGAUCUAUGGGGCAACACUUGGCCUGAUGCUCCUUGCCAUAGUCCUGUGCUCAGUGUUGCUGUUGAAGAAAAAGAAGACUCAGCAUAUAUAUGCGAUCAAUGAUGAGUACUGGCCUAUGACUUCAUUUGAAGUACUAAAAUCAGCAGAGCCAGUGAAGACAGAGCAGAUACCAUCUCAGCUGGAGGAAGAAGUUGAAUUUGCAUCGUAAGCAGACCACAGUAUAUAUGUGUGGGUAAAGAUUUGUGUGGGUAAAGAUUUGUGCUUUUGCUUCACUGAUAUGUCGUGAUUGUGCCCCAUCUAUCUGAUGCUGUUUUUUUUUUUUUUUUUUCAAAAAUAAUGAUAGAAAUUAUCCUCAUCUUAUAGAUAGAAAGCACAUCCUCAUCUGAAAUUAGUGUCUGACAGCAAAGGUGAAAUCUAAUUGUACUUUCCACCACAGCUGUUUAUGAUAAUUAAAUACUACAAUGUAUCUACAGUAAAUCAUCAGUCCAUCAUUGCAGUGCUGUUUCUUUUUGCUUACAAUAAAUGGAAGCUUUGAUACCAAAGAUAAAUAAAGUAUAGAAGUCAGUUCA